Messenger RNA from Zingiber officinale, 1109 nucleotides. RefSeq names its product ethylene-responsive transcription factor ERF069-like. The coding region runs from base 165 to 878 and encodes 237 amino acids. NCBI's taxonomy places the organism in Eukaryota, Viridiplantae, Streptophyta, Magnoliopsida, Zingiberales, Zingiberaceae. Gene Ontology annotation, molecular function: DNA binding; DNA-binding transcription factor activity. The transcript is spliced from 2 exons. Gene Ontology annotation, biological process: regulation of DNA-templated transcription. The record is from RefSeq and is a predicted model, not a curated record.
CUCAAAUAAGCCAUCACGUCCUCUGACCUCUCAUCCUUCUGCUUCAUCUCCUCCCGUCCGAUCUCACUUCUCGAUUUGGGCGUUUGAACUAAAUCCUGGUGGGUGAGGCAAAUAUAUCUCUUUUUUUGCUGAAUGUUCUUGCUCUGGAGUUGGAAGAGAAGGAAAUGAUUCCGGCGGACGGUGGUCGACGGAUCGGCCUCAAGUUCUCCGAGCAUGUCAUUUCGACGAGAAAGACGGUCACGGCGGGAAGUGGGAGGAGAAGCGUCGUUCGUGUGUUCUUCGUCGAUGCCGACGCCACCGACUCCUCGUCGAGCGGCGAGGAGCGCGGUGACCUCCGGCGCCGAGUGAAGCGCCACGUACGUGAGAUCCGGAUCGAAGGGACGGCGCCGACGCAGAGCAGGAGGAGGGGGAAGGCGGAAAAGUGGUCGGGAGAGGCGCGCGAGAGCGGGGGGAAGCGGUUCCGCGGGGUGCGGAGGCGGCCGUGGGGUCGGUGGGCCGCGGAGAUACGGGACCCGAACCAGCGGAAGAGGGUGUGGCUCGGGACCUUCAACACCGCCGAGGAGGCGGCGGCGGCGUACGACGAGGCCGCCGUCAGGCUGAAAGGGCCGAGGGCGGUGACCAACUUCGCGGAGAGGGCGACGUCCCCUCAUUCUAAAAGUGGCGAAGUCGUAGCUGGGUCGCAAUCUUCGCCGACGUCGGUGCUACAGUACGGGGAAGACUGGACGGCGCCGAUCGAGUUCGCCGACGGCGGCUUAGCGGAGUUGGGAGGAGAGGCGUCGCCAUUUUGGCUACAUGACUCGUACUAUCGCCACUGGACGAGUCCGAGACUGAGUGAAGUGGCGGAGUUCGGUGACUUGGACACUGAAGAUUUCUGCUAACCGGCGGAGUUUUUUACCUAUUUUUUAUUUUUAUUUUUGUGGUGUGGGUUUUAAAUGGAACAAUAUUUGCAGCAUUUUUGACAUGAAAAUGGUGUGGGGAGGAGAGUCAAGAGUGGGCGGCUGUAUUUUGUCCUGACUGUAUUGUACUGUGGAUCCUGUGAUAUAUCGGAUCGUCUGUGAUGAACCAUAUCACACCUUUACUCUAAUAAAAAUGAGCGGCUUUUCUUAGAA